Cheilinus undulatus (humphead wrasse) is the source of this 878-nucleotide messenger RNA. RefSeq names its product sperm flagellar 1 (gene spef1). Gene Ontology annotation, cellular component: axoneme. The record is from RefSeq and is a predicted model, not a curated record. The coding region runs from base 72 to 800 and encodes 242 amino acids. The transcript has 7 exons. Gene Ontology annotation, molecular function: microtubule binding. Lineage: Eukaryota; Metazoa; Chordata; Actinopteri; Labriformes; Labridae. Gene Ontology annotation, biological process: regulation of cytoskeleton organization.
AGCUAACAACCUCUGUCAGAGAGUUUGGAGCUUUAAAACCCGUCUAAAAGUCAGAUGUUGCUUUAGGAAACAUGAACCGAGAACUGAACGAAGAGGAGUUACAGGAUUUGUACGCAUGGAUAGACAAAAUUCCUCUGUCUCGGCCGAAAAGACACAUCACUCGAGACUUCAGCGACGGAGUGAUGGCUGCAGAGGUUGUCAAACAUUUCAUCCCCAAGAUAGUUGACCUGCACAACUAUGUUCCUGCAAACUCCACACAGCAGAAGAUCAGCAACUGGAACCUUCUAAACAGGAAGGUGUUUUCCAAGCUGAACUUUGUUGUGCAAGAGGAGACAGUGAGGAGGAUUGUACUGAACACUGCUGGAGUGAUAGAGCCUGUACUGAACGCCCUCAGGGACAAGAUAGAGAGGAAACUGGAGCACACCACAGACAAUAUACUGAUCUGUAAUGAUUUGCAGUACUAUGACCACAAGAACCAGGACAAACUCCAAACAGAAAUCCACCAGAAUGAAGCCAAACUUCUGGCCCAGCUGGCAGGAGAUGACACGAAAAAAGAAGAAAAGAACAAACUAAAGGCUGGUAAACCACAGCAAACAGCACAGUUUUACCCCAACAUGGACCCUGCUUUACGACUGAUCCUGCAGGAAAAGGAGAAAGAUGUCAUGGCUUUGAAGGAAACCGUGGAGAUCCUGCAGAUGAAAGUCAGUCGCUUGGAGCACCUGGUUCACCUGAAGGACAUGAGGAUAGAAGAUCUGCUACGGCAUCUGGAGACGUACAAAGGAAAAGGCAACGCACACUGAUACAAACAUGUGCAAUGGCAAUGUGUGACAUAAAUAAACAUGCAGGACUAAACUCCAAUGAACACUUUGAAACAUUAU